Trichoplax adhaerens is the source of this 4725-nucleotide messenger RNA. RefSeq lists its product as uncharacterized. Gene Ontology annotation, biological process: transmembrane transport; lipid transport. Gene Ontology annotation, molecular function: ABC-type transporter activity; ATP binding; lipid carrier activity. The transcript has 24 exons. Gene Ontology annotation, cellular component: membrane; intracellular membrane-bounded organelle. NCBI's taxonomy places the organism in Eukaryota, Metazoa, Placozoa, Uniplacotomia, Trichoplacea, Trichoplacidae. The coding region runs from base 1 to 4725 and encodes 1574 amino acids. The record is from RefSeq and is a predicted model, not a curated record.
AUGCUUGAAGAGAUUUACUUAUUUUGUAGCAUCAGUCACGCUGAUCUAGCAAAUCAGCCAUCGAUCUCGAUGGCUAUAACGGGGUAUACUGUAAGCCAUCGACAUACAGUUUCAUUUUGCCGGCGCAACUUAACUGAGAAAUAUCCAUCGAUUGCCUGUCCAGUCAAUGGUUAUUUAAGUUCUGGAUUUGCUUUGUUACAGAAUGCUAUCGACCGUGCUAUUACACAAAUAGCUGCUGGUAUCCCAGAUUCAUUCCCAGAAUCAAAAUUUCAAUUUCAGUUAAUGCCAAAAGGCAGUUUUACGUCUGGAAUUGGGUAUCUACAAAUUUUUAUAUCCAUCUAUUAUGUUAUGGCAUAUUCUCCAUUUGUCAACUUUUUACUAGUUGGGCUAGUAACAGAGAAAGAGAAGAAGAUUAAAGAGGGAAUGAAAAUGAUGGGAUUACGUACUACUGCCUUUUGGCUUUCCUGGUUUAUAACUUAUGCCUUAACUAUAUUGGUUACUACCAUUGUUGUCACCAUUAUUUCUUCAGUUGCCAAUCUUUAUAAACUUGCCAAUCCAUUCAUUAUUUUUCUCCUCAUAUUCUUAUAUGGUUUAUCAAUUAUCACUUUCUCCUUUAUGCUUACACCAUUAUUCAACAAAGCUACAGUUGCAGGAGGUAUUGGCUCUCUAGCAACUAUAGCAUUUACAGCCUUGUACUUUCCGAUUACGUUAUUGCCAACUACUCCAGUAGCAAAAUGGCUUCUUUCAUUGCUAUCGCCUGUUGCUUUAGCAUUAAGUCUAAGUCAGGCAAUCGCAUUAGAAACUACAGUGGGUGUCCAAUUUAACAAUUUAUGGGUUGGAGAAUUUCCUAUCGGUGGUGGUCUUCUGAUGCUGGGCAUAGAUAUUUUUCUGUAUUUACUCUUAGCAAUUUACUUCGAUAUGAUCGUGCCUAAAGAAUAUGGUCAAACGUAUCAUCCACUAUUUUGCUUUUCUCCAUCAUUUUGGAGCGGAAACACAACUACUCCUGGAGUAGCUGUUACUGAGUCAUCAAACAUUAGUAAAAAUGCUGAUGUUGAAGAUAUAUCUGCCGAUUAUCGUGGCAAAGAAGCAAUAAGGAUUACUGGAAUUACGAAAACAUUCAUCGAUUCUUCCUCGAAAAAUAAGAAAGCUUUUAAUGCCGUUGAUAAUUUCCAUCUGGAUGUUUAUGAGGGACAAAUAACAGCUUUACUAGGACAUAAUGGUGCUGGAAAAACUACCCUUAUUGCUGCUUUAACUGGCUUACUGCCAACAACCAGUGGAACAGCGCAUAUAUAUGACUAUGAUAUAAACAAGCCUGAAGAAAUGAUGAAAAUAAGAGAGAUUACUGGUGUUUGCCCACAACAAGAUAUUCUAUUCGAUACCUUAUCGGUUAGAGAGCAUCUGGUUGUUUUUGCCACAAUAAAAGGAAUACCAAAUGAUCAAAUUGAUGAGGCUGUGAACAAAACGUUAGAUGAUAUUUUGUUAACAGAAAAAGCAUCUACUAGAGCUACUGAUCUUAGUGGAGGUCAAAAACGAAAACUCUGCGUCGGUAUAGCCUUAAUUGGCGAUCCAAAGGUUGUAUAUCUAGACGAACCAACUAGUGGUAUGGAUCCAUUGUCGCGUCGUCAGAUUUGGGCACUUUUGCAAAGCCGCCGUGAAGGUAGAGUUACUUUGUUAACUACGCACUUCAUGGAUGAAGCUGAUAUCUUGGCUGAUCGAAAAGCCGUAGUAUCAAAGGGCAAAUUGCGAUGUGCUGGAUCAUCCCUAUUUCUUAAAAAUCGUUUCGGAAUCGGUUAUCAUUUAGGAAUGGUCGGUAAUCAAGAUAGUAAUAUUGAUAAGAUAUCACGGGUAGUCCAUGAUCAUAUACCAAAGGCUACCUUACAAAGAUCGCACGCCGGAGAAAUAUCAUAUCUACUGCCAUUAUCUGAUGUUCGUAACUUCCCUGAUCUCUUUGCUCACUUGGAAAGUCCUGCUAAUGAAGGCUCAUCCGUUACAUGCGCACAAGAUUGCGGUGUGUCAAGUUAUGGAAUUUCAAUGACUACGCUAGAAGAAGUCUUUUUAAAAUUAAAGGAUGAUGCUACAGCUGAUGACUUGACAUCCGUAAAUAAAUCGCCAAUGACUGGAGCUUCUAAUGAUGAAGAGGGCACCACACAUGAGAGCACAUUCGAUUUCAGAAAUAUUAAUCGCUUAUCAGGCAGAGAUCUCAUUCGACAACAGUUCAAAUCGUUGCUAAAGAUUCGAUUUUUAAUUAACCGCCGAGAUCCUUUAGCGGUGUUCUUCCGGCUAAUGUUGCCUCCUGUGUUUAUAAUCCUUGGUCUAGUCUUUGCCAAUAAUAUUACUAGCAUCACUAAUACUCAACGUGAUCCUCCGACUAUAAACUUAGCGCCGAAUCUCUACGUAAAUGGAACCCUUCCUCCUUCUCGACUUCUGAAUUCUAAAUUGUUGAUAAGAAAUUCCACAUUUGGCCAAAUCAAUUUAUUCUUAAGCAAUAUGCAAGCCUCUGGGCUUUACUAUCAAAUGAGUAAUUUAUCAGCUGAUUACCUGUUGGAUAAUUACCCGCAUACUUUAGGUUAUGAUGUACUAACAUUACAAAACACUACUGCUGGAAUAUCUUCUGAUAUUGGUGUAAUGUAUAACGAUACAGCUUUACAUAGCAUACCUAUUGCAAUAAAUAUUAUCAAUCAGAUGAGAUACAAUAUUGAAAUGAUGAAAAGCAAAGGCACUGCUGCCGGAAGUGCAGCUAUUCAUGUUGCCAGCAAACCGUUCCCCAAGCUACAAUCAAGCGGACAAUAUAAUGCUGGGGCUUUUAGUGCUCCAUUAUUUAUCGGUCUAGCAUUGAAUAUCAUUCCAGCAGGAUUUGCAAUCGAAAUUGUUCGAGAUAGAAAGAAUAAUGUACGCCAAUUACUUAGAGCAUCUGGUGUGACAAGCGGAAUGUACUGGUUCUCUACUCUAGCAUGUGAUUUUCUCUCGUAUUGUGUACCUGUUAUUCUUAUGCUGAUUAUGAUACCGAUCUUAAGAGUUGCCUCAUUUACCGUUCCGGCCGCUAUGGGAGCCUUAUUUUUAACUACUAUAUCCUACAUGUCGUCGAAUAUCUUGUUUUCGUACGCAUCGUCAUUCCUAUUUUCUUCAGUUGAUACUUGCCAAUCGGUGCUACCGCCACUCUUUAACCUUGCCCUUUUAUUGCCAACUAUUGGCGUUUCUAUGCUAGACAUGUUCGGACAAACCCAAAUUGCGUUAAUAAUUCAUUUUGUUAUGGUUGUGAUAAAUCCUGUUUAUCCAAUUGGUGGAGCGGUAUAUUACAUUGGUCAGGUUUAUGCUAGACAAAUUUUCAUAUCUGAUGGAAAACCGAUCUCGGCUAAUGCGUACUUCAGUCCCUCAAGUCCUAUUCCUUAUUGCAUCCUCUUGCAUAUUUUAAGUCGGUUGGUCGUAGCUGUACAAAUUUUAUCACCUGUUUACUUAGUAAAUCGCUAUCAUUACACAUUAUCCAACUUUAACCGUGUUGUGCAAGGCAAUCAAAUCUCAAAAAAUACGACCCAACCAAGUUCUGAAGUAACAGAUGCCACAGAAUUGAUUAGUAAUGCAGCGUCGAUGUCAGCUGAUGAUGAUGUUCGAGAUGAAUAUCAACGAUUGAAAUCCUCAUCGAGUGGCAACGAUGUGCUAUCGGUACGGCAUCUACGCAAAGAAUUUAUUAAGCGCCCUGAUGUUAAUGACAAGCGAACGGGAUGCUGUAAUGUAGAAAAAAAGAAAAUGGCUGCCGUGGAAGAUUUGUACUUUGGUGUAGCCCCUGGUGAAGUUUUUGGGCUUCUUGGGCCUAAUGGUGCAGGGAAAACGACUACACUGAAUAUUAUCACUGGCGACAUGUCAGCCACUAGAGGCGAGGUUUGCAUUGCUGGGCAGGAGUUAGCUUCAAAUAUUACACAUGCUCUAAGAAGUCUAGGUUUUUGUCCACAACAUGAUGCUUUAUGGGAACGCGUAACCCUCCAUGAACAUUUAACUACAUAUGCAGCCAUUAAAGGAAUUCCACUAGAUCAAAUCGAAGGUGCUGUCAGCAGAUUUAUUUCAGGAAUGGACCUUCAGGAUCAUAGAGAUAAAUUUUCCAAGAAUCUUUCCGGCGGAACUAAAAGAAAGUUAAGUUUUGGAAUGAGCAUUAUCGGUUGUCCGAAAUUGUUAUUAAUGGAUGAGCCAUCGACUGGCUUGGAUCCUGGUGCCAAAAGAUUUUUAUGGAAUGCUAUCAGUGCCAGUAUUACAGGAGAGACUGGAGCCGUGAUCACUACACAUUCAAUGGAAGAAGCGGACGCUUUAUGUUCGAGAGUUGGUAUCAUGGUUGGUGGACAAUUACGUUGUCUGGGAUCAACACAGCAUCUGAAGAAUAAAUACGGUGGAGGAUAUCAUUUGGAUGUGAAAUUUUCAUUAGAUGUAGUAGGAAGCAACGGUAUAAAUCAAUUGAACAAUAUCACUGACUUUGUGAAGAGGGCAUUUCCCACUUCAGUACUUGGAGAGCAUUUCGGCCAUCGUGCUACAUACAAGAUACCGUCGGAUGAUAUAAAAUCAUUAGCGAAAUCAUUCGCUUCUCUUGAACAAGGCAAGUCGAAAGUUGGAAUUGUAGAGUACAGUUUUAGUCAGUCAACACUGGAGCAGGUAUUUUUGGAAUUUGCAAAAUUGCAAGAAGAUCAUCAUGACAAAGAUGAAUCGGAAGAGAGUGCUACUAGAGGAGAUAUGCUUGUGUAG